This is a messenger RNA of Prunus mume (Japanese apricot), 2088 nucleotides long. Its product is annotated as putative magnesium transporter NIPA6. Lineage: Eukaryota; Viridiplantae; Streptophyta; Magnoliopsida; Rosales; Rosaceae. Gene Ontology annotation, cellular component: membrane. Gene Ontology annotation, biological process: magnesium ion transport. Gene Ontology annotation, molecular function: magnesium ion transmembrane transporter activity. The record is from RefSeq and is a predicted model, not a curated record.
UUCGCGUUGAGAGAGACUCUCUCUCUCUCUGAAAGCUUCAGAGGGUGUAUUGCAAUUUACAGAGAGGGAGAGAGGUACAACUUGUUCAACUCUGGUUGGCGGGAAUUCGAAAUUCUAGAGAGAGAGAGAGAGAGAGAGAGAGAGAGAGAGAGAGAGAGAGGCCACGCUUGUCAGAGAAUACGAAGGGGCUGAUAUUAGCGAUGGCGUCGAGCGCCUUCAUAGGCGCGAGCUUCAUCUUGAAGAAGAAGGGUCUCAAGCGCGCUGGAGCUGCCGGUACUCGAGCAGGAGUUGGUGGUUAUACUUACUUACUAGAGCCACUUUGGUGGGCGGGCAUGAUCACCAUGAUUGGUGGAGAGGUUGCCAAUUUUGUGGCUUAUGUAUAUGCUCCAGCAGUUCUUGUAACCCCACUUGGUGCACUGAGUAUAAUAGUCAGUGCUGUUUUGGCUCACUUCUUGUUGAAGGAACGAAUACAGAAAAUGGGUAUUGUGGGAUGUGUUACCUGCAUCGUGGGAUCAGUGGUAAUUGUGAUCCAUGCACCUCAAGAGCAUACUCUAAAUUCUGUACAGGAAAUCUGGGUUCUGGCGACCCAACCAGCUUUUCUGGUUUACGUUGCUGCUACACUUUCCCUAGUGUUAACUUUGGUUUUGCAUUUUGAACCUCACUAUGGGCAAACAAAUAUACUAGUCUACUUGGGAAUCUGUUCCUUGAUGGGUUCACUUACGGUUGUAAGCAUAAAGGCCAUUGGAAUUGCAAUGAAGCUAACUCUUGAGGGAGUAAGUCAGAUAGCCUAUCCUCAGACUUGGUUUUUUCUGACUGUUGCAGUAAUCUGCGUAGUUACACAGUUGAAUUACCUCAACAAGGCUUUGGAUACAUUCAAUGCAGCAAUUGUUGCCCCAGUAUAUUAUGUGAUGUUCACAACUCUGACCAUUAUUGCUAGUGUAAUAAUGUUCAAGGAUUGGUCUGGUCAGGAUGCAAGCAGCAUAGCCUCUGAAAUAUGUGGAUUCAUCACUGUUCUGUCAGGAACUAUCAUACUCCAUGCAACCAAAAAUGAGGAAUCAUCUACACAAGCAGGAACUGUAACAUGGUACAUUAGAGAUUCAAUGAAGGGCUCUGAAGAUGAACGUUUGCUCACCUUACACAAUUCAGAUUAUCCUGAACCGUAACCCUGCAACAAUCAUCUUGGAGAAUGAAAUCCCCAGCAAUGAAGCUGCACUGCAACAAUCAUUUUGAGUAGGGGUGAGUCUAUGGGCAUCUAGCACAUUGCUCAUUACACCUUCCAAAUACCCAUUUACUCCUAUUCAUUUUUAAAAAAAAAAUUGGCCUCCCCUCCCCUCCCCCAGUUGGACAUUUCCGUGGCAUAAGACCAGCCAUAGCUAGUCUUUUUUAUUAUAAAUUCUUUCUUCUUUUAGGAUAUGAAAUGAUAUGGGAUAUAAUGAAAAAGUAAAUGAAUUUUUUUAGGGACAGGUUGUAGCAAUGUGUUGGGUGCCAAUAGCCUCCCUUUGAGUAGUGUUUGUAGUGUUGGGAGCUCCCGGUUUCUUCUAGACAGACCUUGGGGCUUUUAGCAGAUUGCAAAAGUUACUUUUUAUGUGCCUUUCUUCACCAGCCAGCGGAUGCGACCCUCAACUGGAUGCUCAAAUUAAAUUGAAGUGUGAGGUGUGGCACCACUCUCAAUGCUAAGUUCUGAAUCAGCCUCAGCUCAGGAAUGGGGCUGCAGUUCUGUAUCAAUACCAGUGCGUAGAGAUAUUUGUUGUGAUCUUGGCAAUGCUCAGUCUCUCCAUGGCUGCUGAUGGCAUCUGUACAUAUCGAUGCUCGGCUUCUCGUUCACUAGUUUUCGUGCAUGAUUCUUCUUGAUAUCUGAUUCAGUUUGAUUCUUUCUUUUUCUUUCUAGUUUGUAUAUAUUUUUUCUUAUAGAUGUCUUUCUAGUUUGUAUUAGUCCUUUUUUCCUUGGUUAAGAAAAUCUUCAGUUCAUAUUGGCAUUGAUAGAUCAUAGAACACACAGCUGAGAGGUAUAUUUGCCAAUUAAUGGGCAAAUACUGCUUGGGAAUUGUAUAUCUUGUAUUUAACUCUUGAGUUUUUGCUUUUCCUGUC